AUGAAGCUGCUGAAUAUCGUUCCCGCCGCGUACCUGUUUCUGCUGGCCAUGCUGUCCACUACCAGCUACAGUGGGACCUCGGUUCGAGCGCAAGAACCACUGUUCGAGCUGCCGGUGCAACUAAUCGGAUUUCCCGUGAUUAUCCUGUCCGUGCGGUUGGCGACAUUCGCCAAAAAGCUAGCCUAUUCCCUGAAUCCAAAAACCUACCAAUCCCGCAGCCGCCGAGAUACGCCGCUCCCGACGGAGGAGGAAAUUUCCCGACUGGCGGUCGCGGUAGCCCAGGCCGAGCGGACCAUCCUGCACGAGUUCGGUCCGAAGGUGUGCAUCGAAGAGGAACCCUGCCGGCUGCACGCGAACCAAGCAAGGCACACCAAGGACUACCAGCCCGAUUGGAACGACAUUUUGAAGAACUACAAGGUGCGAGCUAGCGGAAUGAAACAGUGGUAUCUGCUGUCCGUCUUCAUCGGCGAUUACAUCCAGGAUGUUCAGUUCUGUAAGCAGUUGGCUAAACGGUUGGCGUGCGACCGGAAUCAGAAGGAAUUUGUGCGUGAUUGA
Messenger RNA from Sabethes cyaneus, 555 nucleotides. RefSeq lists its product as uncharacterized. The transcript has 3 exons. The record is from RefSeq and is a predicted model, not a curated record. The coding region runs from base 1 to 555 and encodes 184 amino acids. NCBI's taxonomy places the organism in Eukaryota, Metazoa, Arthropoda, Insecta, Diptera, Culicidae.